Messenger RNA from Arabis nemorensis, 1074 nucleotides. The record is from the annotation of a GenBank genome assembly. NCBI's taxonomy places the organism in Eukaryota, Viridiplantae, Streptophyta, Magnoliopsida, Brassicales, Brassicaceae.
AUGGGAAAGGUUCUUGAGAAGGAAGCGUUCGGAUUAGCCACGAAAGACGAAUCCGGGGUUCUAUCGCCUUUCCGUUUCUCAAGAAGGGAGACGGGAGAAAAAGAUGUGAGGUUCAAAGUUUUGUUCUGUGGAAUUUGCCACACUGAUUUGUCUAUGGCCAAAAACAUUUGGGGGUUUACUACUUACCCUCUCGUCCCUGGGCAUGAGAUCGUUGGCGUGGUUACUGAAGUGGGAGCCAAAGUGACCAAAUUCAAUGCCGGAGACAAAGUCGGAGUUGGUUAUAUGUCUAGCUCGUGCCGGUCAUGUGACAGUUGUUCCGAUGGCCAAGAGAACUACUGUCCAAAAAUGAUCCUAACGUCCGGAGCCAAGUACUAUGACGACACCAUGACUCAUGGUGGUUACUCCGACCACAUGGUAUGUGAAGAGGAUUACAUCAUCCGUAUACCCGAAAAUCUCCCGUUAGAUGCUGCCGCGCCGCUACUUUGCGCCGGAGUCACGGUCUAUUCACCGAUAAAAUACCACGGACUCGACAAGCCCGGUAUGCAUAUUGGUGUGGUGGGACUAGGCGGUUUAGGUCAUGUAGCUGUUAAAUUUGCUAAGGCUAUGGGUACUAAAGUUACGGUUAUUAGUACUUCGGAGAGUAAGAAAGACGAAGCGAUAAAUCAUCUUGGUGCGGAUGCCUUCUUGGUAAGCCGUGACCCGGAACAAAUGAAGGAUGCAAUGGAGACUAUGGAUGGUAUAAUCGAUACCGUAUCCGCGACCCAUCCGCUUCUUCCCCUUCUUGGUUUGCUUAGAUAUAAGGGAAUACUUGUCAUGGUUGGUGCACCGGAGAAACCACUCGAGCUUCCGGUCAUGCCUCUCAUCUUUGGGAGGAAGAUGGUGGUGGGAAGUAUGAUAGGAGGGAUAAAAGAGACUCAAGAUAUGAUGGAUUUGGCCGGAAAACACAGCAUCACGGCGGAUAUUGAGCUUAUCUCUGCGGAUUAUGUCAGCACCGCCAUGGAAAGGCUCGAGAAGGCCGACGUUAGGUAUCGAUUUGUGAUUGAUGUUGGCAACACAUUGAAACCUGCUCCUUAA